Neltuma alba is the source of this 1429-nucleotide messenger RNA. RefSeq names its product auxin efflux carrier component 5. The record is from RefSeq and is a predicted model, not a curated record. Gene Ontology annotation, cellular component: endoplasmic reticulum; plasma membrane. Gene Ontology annotation, molecular function: auxin efflux transmembrane transporter activity. The transcript has 5 exons. Gene Ontology annotation, biological process: auxin polar transport; auxin export across the plasma membrane. The coding region runs from base 23 to 1102 and encodes 359 amino acids. NCBI's taxonomy places the organism in Eukaryota, Viridiplantae, Streptophyta, Magnoliopsida, Fabales, Fabaceae.
AAGUGAGAGACGAUCGAAGAAGAUGAUAGGAUGGGAAGAUGUGUAUAAGGUGGUGGCGGCGAUGGUGCCACUGUAUGUUGCCCUUGUGUUAGGGUAUGGGUCAGUGAGGUGGUGGGGGAUCUUCACAAGGGAGCAGUGCGAAGCCAUAAACCGACUGGUGUGCUACUUUACGCUGCCACUGUUCACCUUCGAGUUCACAGCUCACAUUGAUCCCUUCCACAUGAAUCUCCCCUUCAUCGCCGCCGACACCAUCUCCAAGUUCAUCAUCGUCUCGGUGCUGGCCUUGUGGGCCAAGUGCUCUCCCAAGGGAAGUUACCCCUGGUCCAUCACCAGCUUCUCCUUGUGCACUUUAACCAACUCUCUGGUCGUGGGGGUGCCGCUCGUGAAGGCCAUGUAUGGCCCGUUGGGGGUCGACAUCGUCGUCCAGUCCUCAGUUGUGCAGGCCAUCGUAUGGCUCACUCUCCUCCUCUUUGUCUUGGAAUUUCGAAGAGCGGGAAUGACUACUUCUAAUAACGCAAACCCUUCUCAACAAAAGCCUAAAGAUUAUGUGACUGCUGUUGCAGUGGUAGUGGAUGAGGGGGUGGUGAGCAGCAGCAGGCCUCCCUUCUGGAAGUCCAUGAAGAUUGUGGGGCUGAAGCUCGCAGUCAACCCUAACACGUACGGUUGUGUCGUUGGCAUUUCCUGGGCCUUCAUAGCUAACAGGCAUGUGUGGAAGUUGCAAAUGCCAAGCAUCGUAGAGGGGUCUGUAUUAAUCAUGUCCAGGGCUGGCACAGGCACUGCCAUGUUUAGUAUGGGUAUUUUCAUGGCGCUUCAGGAGAAGUUUAUUGCUUGUGGAUCCAGUCUGACGGUAUUAGGUAUGGUUCUAAAGUUGGUAGCCGGACCUGCGGCUAUGGCUGUUGCUUCCAUCGUUGUGGGAUUGCAUGCUGACGUUUUACGAAUCGCUAUCAUUCAGGCAGCGUUGCCGCAGUCCAUAACGUCAUUCAUUUUUGCCAAAGAAUAUGGAUUGCAUCCGGAGGUUCUCAGCACAGCGGUGAUUUUCGGUAUGAUCGUCUCGCUCCCCGUGUUGAUAGCCUACUACGCAAUAUUGGAGUUUGUGCGUUAACAGUCUGAUCUGGGAUUUUUUAACCAGGGGCUUGGGCCUUGCUACGGAACCAGUAUUAUUUAAAUUUUCAAAUUUAUAAUAUUUAAAUUAAUUGCCUCAACAUUCAACAAGCAGCCUGUCGAGCUCAAGUAUUACGUGCCCUCAAGGCUCGUGUAAAUCUAGUAUUUUGUUAGUUGUAGUUUUGAUUUAUUUAUCGGUCAGCGGAAAGAAAUGUGAUUCUGCAGGGCCUUGCUAAGAACAACGUACGUAUUUUAAUACGAUCCCAUAUGGGUAGUAAGUGUAAAGCAUCACGUACCACAACAUUAAUCCAGCCAAGGCAUUAGUAAU